Molecule: messenger RNA, 830 nt
Organism: Nelumbo nucifera (sacred lotus)
Lineage: Eukaryota; Viridiplantae; Streptophyta; Magnoliopsida; Proteales; Nelumbonaceae
Product: protein RADIALIS-like 3
Molecular function (GO): DNA-binding transcription factor activity
Source: RefSeq, a predicted model, not a curated record
GCAAUCUCUUGUUCAAGCCAUCCUUCAGUUCCCCUCCCUCGACUGGAGCAGUUCUCUGUCCAUCCAUUUUGUGUUCUCUCAUCUCUCUAUUAGCAUUUCGAUUCACCAAUUCCCGAACUUCAACGCACAUACAACUCCUUGCCAUCAACUGCCUUUUCUCUUUGCCAUCCACAAUACUCCAUUAGCCUCUUUGUCCUUCACAGCAACUCUUAAUUUCUUAGUAGAGUUAAAUUUCACAUUCAUCCCUUACUAAACUAAUGGCAUCCAGCUCUCUGCGCGGCUCAUCAAGCUCAACUUGGACACCCAAACAGAACAAAUUAUUCGAGAAGGCCCUGGCCUUAUAUGACAAGGACACCCCCGACCGAUGGCAAAAUGUGGCCAAGGCCGUAGGUGGAAAAUCUGCAGAGGAAGUAAAGAGGCACUAUGAGAUCCUCAUAGAGGAUCUCAAGCAUAUUGAGUCUGGCAAAGUUCCUUUCCCCAAUUACAAGUCUUCGGGGAGUAGCAGCCAGGGCAUCGGUGACGAGGAGCAAAGGCUUUUGGAGUAUCUAAAGCUCCAGUGAAGUCUAAAGACCAUGUACUAAAGUAGAUCAUAUCAGCAGAUCUGUAAAAGAAAGUAGAUGCAGAAGCGUGGAAAAGCUAAACUCUCUGCCGUGAUUCUCCUUUAGUUUCUUUCUCCCUUUUCUUUUUCACUCCAGAAGUCGUUAUAAAUAUAUAAUUGAAAGCUUGAAACAAGGAUGAACCAUCAGCUAGUGGUCUCUCCUUCUUCGUCUAUGUACUGUAAUAAACUAGCAACUUCUCUAAUGCAAGUAUGUAUUCUGCAUUUGUGUCUA